AUGACACUCAUCAUGGUUGUUCCUGAUGCCGACGAUGGGGAUGUAGGAAAGGCAGCCUCCAUCAAAGUUCAAGCCAUUUUACCUCUCAUUGCGAGAGUACUUAAUGCAGUUAGCAAGAAUUAUGGAGACAUGGAAGACGAAAGAGGAUAUCUAAUACUGGCGCUCACGUGUGGGUAUGCUACUUGA
Molecule: messenger RNA, 186 nt
Organism: Plasmopara halstedii
Lineage: Eukaryota; Oomycota; Peronosporomycetes; Peronosporales; Peronosporaceae
Exons: 2
Coding region: 1-186 (61 amino acids)
Source: RefSeq, a predicted model, not a curated record